CUAGAAGAGAACUGGGCGAAAAUUUCAGCGAAAGCGUCCAGAGAGUGUGAGCUUCCUGACCUGAGUGCGGUUUGUAUAGGAAGUUUGUUGCCAAAGCGGCCCGACGUGCACGUAGAGGUGGGGAUUGUUUUGCACAGCUGCACCGACGGGGGUUGCUGAAGUUUAGUAGAAUUCAGAACCGCCUGCAGUUUCAUUUUUUUUUUUUUAGCAGAGAGCAGCAGCAUACCACGUCGUGCCACACGGGGAGGAAGAGAGAGAGAGAGAGAGAGAGAGAGAGAGAGAGAGAGGGCAGAAGUUUCCGCUGGUUUGUUUUGUCGCUGCUGCGCGGCUGGUAAAUUCCGCAGGAAUGUCGCAAAAGGAGAGACCUACUUUCUACCGACAGGAGCUCAACAAAAUCGUGUGGGAGGUCCCGGAGCGGUACCAGAGUUUGUCUCCCGUCGGCUCCGGUGCUUAUGGAUCCGUAUGCUCAUCGUAUGAUGAGAAGACAUGCCUGAAGAUAGCAGUGAAGAAGUUGUCCAGACCCUUCCAGUCCAUCAUCCAUGCAAAGAGAACGUACAGAGAGCUGCGGCUGCUCAAACACAUGAAGCACGAGAAUGUGAUUAGUCUAUUAGAUGUUUUUACUCCAGCGACCAGCUUAGAGGAGUUCAAUGACGUAUACCUGGUGACACAUCUAAUGGGUGCAGACCUCAACAACAUCGUCAAGUGUCAGAAGCUGACUGAUGACCAUGUCCAGUUCCUCAUCUACCAGAUCCUCAGAGGCUUAAAGUACAUCCAUUCUGCAGAUAUCAUCCACAGAGAUUUAAAGCCCAGUAAUCUGGCUGUGAAUGAAGACUGCGAACUCAAGAUCCUGGACUUCGGUUUGGCGCGGCACACAGAUGAUGAAAUGACGGGCUACGUGGCCACCCGGUGGUACAGAGCUCCAGAGAUCAUGCUCAACUGGAUGCACUACAACAUGACGGUGGAUAUCUGGUCGGUGGGCUGCAUCAUGGCAGAACUACUGACAGGACGGACGCUCUUCCCCGGCACAGACCACAUUGAUCAGUUGAAGCUUAUAAUGGUAAUCAUCGGAACCCCAGGCCCCGAGCUCAUGAUGAAAAUCUCCUCGGAGUCUGCAAGGAACUACAUUAACUCACUUCCCCACAUGCCAAAGAGGAACUUUGCUGAUGUGUUUAUUGGAGCCAACCCUCUCGCGGUGGACUUACUGGAAAAAAUGCUUGUGCUGGACACAGACAAGCGGAUCACAGCAUCUGAGGCUCUGGCCCACUCAUACUUUGCCCAGUACCACGAUCCAGACGACGAGCCAGAAGCUGAGCCUUACGACCAGAGCUUUGAAAGCCGCGAGCUGGAAAUUGAAGAAUGGAAGAGGUUAACAUACGAGGAGGUCCUCAGCUUUGUGGCGCCAUCAUUCGAUGGAGACGAGAUGGAGUCAUGAGGAGGAGGCGGCACCUUUUCUUCCAGCUUUUGUUUUCCAAGAAACCCUCUUUGAGGACUAUCAGUCUCAUGUGACUAUCCACCACUUUCCUCCUCACACACGCACACAUGACAUUCAAGUGCCUGUCACUAUUCAUCUCUGGGGGACGUUGCGAUUUCAGGGAGUAAACUUGACAUCCUGUUCCUUCCGUCCCCCUACUUUGGUGUUUUUGUUACUCUGCAUCCCCGCGCACUAAGGCAGACUAGCGAGUUUUUAUCUCAGACAUUUAUAGUCCAUAUCGAUCCCCUCUUUGGUUAAAGAUUGUUUUUAGAAAUGACAUGUCGGUAUGUUACGGCAAAUUGGAGACACUAGACUGGAUAUGUAUAUUUUAUAAAAGAAUGCUUCUUAGCAGUAAUUAUUGUAACUCUUAUAGGAAGCUUGCAAUGAAAAGUUUAAAAUUGCGGUGUGUCUAAGAUUUCUCUUUCCUCCAUAUCCUAAAUUGAAAAUGUUAUUUCUACCAAUGCAUAGAACUGUGUAAAUAUGAUCUACAGUAUUUGUACAUAUGUACUUCAGUCAAACCAGUUACAGUAAUUGUGUAGUAGUCAGAAGUGCUGAGUCAGCUCAGCCCACCCCUUUGACAGUAUGGAUUAUUUCACUAGAGUUUAGUUUAUAAUGGUAUUUAAAACAACACAGUAUGUCAUUUACUACAAGUAUGUAUAGGGUAGGAUAUGUCAAAUAUUCUACUCUAAAUGAAAAUGGCUUCAUGGUUCCAAUUGUUAGAUUAAAAGGCUUGGAGUGCAUAAAUCCGUUUAGGAAGUAUCAGGACUUUGCUUAUUUAUCAGUUUCUCCUCCUAGAAGCUCCUUGCCUUCCUUCCAUAUGAAUUCAUCUUUUAGCACUUCUGAUGUGUUGUUUUCAGAAGAAUGUUCCAGUCACCAUUGUCAGCAUAUACAAUACCACUUACACAUGAUCAAGCCAGGUUUGGCUCAUCAGUUUAUUUAAGUGUAAUGUGUCCCACCACAACACCACCUGACAAUGUACUUUAAUCAUUUAUCAAAUUCAAUACUAUUAAUGUUUAUUGAAUGUUGGAGGCACCAGUUUGCCUCGUAUUUAUGAUCUUCUGUUAUGUUGUUUGUAUAUCGCUGUAAAAGAGAAUAUUAUUUGUCAGAAUUUUAGGUUCUUUUUUUAUUAUUUAUGGAGAGCUUACUGUAUCAUGCCACUGCAUCGUCAAUAAACAUCAGUCAAGCCGUGGUGACUGCAGUGACAGCUUUUGUAUCAGAGCCAACUCGUGUUAUUUACAUGCUGCAGACGAGCAUAGAGUUUAAAAUCUCUUUGAGAAAAGUUUGAAAGAAGUUAUCAACAAUUAUUUAUCUAGCUUGGUUCCCAUAGCCACUGCCCUCCAAAAGUAUCAUUCUUUCAAAUAUAGAUUCAGGAAAACAAAGCAAAAAAUAUGAAAAAUCUAUUUUUAAUUGAUAUACAAACCACUGAAGUUGAGUACAACAUCUAUUAUCUUCUCUGUAAGAUCCAUUAUAUGAGUAAGGUUACAUCCACAUGAGACAAAUGGGCUCACAGUCCCUCUUUGCUUUUAUCAUCGCAACAGUAAGAAGUGUCUUCGAUAUUUCAUUUGCAUCUGCUUGUUUUCAUGUAGUGCUUUUUCUAAUGUAUUAUUUUCUUGUGUGUUAAAUCAAGAUUUGAUGUUAUUCUGUGAUUCUGUACUAUCGAUUGUUUUGGAACUAUAUGUGUCAUGCAUUUGAAUGAUUUAGCAGGGCACAUGUUUGUGGGAAAGACUCUUCGUUUACUCACUGGAUGCUGAAGGGCGAAGCUGAAGCCUGACUCUGUGUAGUUUUUAAAACGACUGCAUACAUUACAUUAUUUAUCUUGUCCGUAUCCCAGAGUCCGUAGUUAAUUUUGGUGAUGCUUUCUUUGCCUGAGAUAUGUUCUUAUCUUUUUACAAUGUUAUUUACUACAUGUACCGAGGCAGCACGCCACCUGUAAAUACCACCAUUAGAAAAUAAAGGCUACUAUUUUUCAAACGGAAA
Molecule: messenger RNA, 3448 nt
Organism: Labrus mixtus (cuckoo wrasse)
Lineage: Eukaryota; Metazoa; Chordata; Actinopteri; Labriformes; Labridae
Gene: mapk14b
Product: mitogen-activated protein kinase 14b
Exons: 12
Coding region: 347-1432 (361 amino acids)
Biological process (GO): intracellular signal transduction; protein phosphorylation
Cellular component (GO): nucleus; cytoplasm
Molecular function (GO): MAP kinase activity; ATP binding
Source: RefSeq, a predicted model, not a curated record